AUGAUGGCGGCGGCUGUUGAGAGAGGAGGCGCCCGGGCCGCUUUCCUGAGCCCGAGCAGCGGUACGGGUUGCAUACCGGCGCCGACGACGCUUCCUGCCGGAGCCCUCGCCGGUGCUGUUGUCCUCGGCUCGGGCUCCGGCGGCAUGCCUGUCCCCAUGAACCUCUUUGCAACCUGGGAGAUUGACCGAUCAUCCCCCAACUGCGUGCCGAGGCUCUGCAGCCUCACUUUGAAAAAACUAGUUGUGCUGAAAGAAUUGGACAAAGAACUGAAUUCGCUUUCUAUUGCUGUCAAAAUACAGGGUUCAAAGCGUCUUCUGCGAUCCAACGAGUAUGUCCUCCCACCCAGUGGUCUAAUGGAGACUGAUCUGGAACUCACAUUCUCACUACAGUACCCCCAUUUUUUGAAGAGGGAUGCCAACAGACUACAGAUCAUGCUGCAAAGGAGGAAACGCUACAAGAAUCGAACCAUCCUGGGCUACAAGACUUUGGCUGUGGGAGUUAUCAAUAUGGCAGAGGUGAUGCAACACCCGACAGACGGGGGCCAGAUUCUCGGUCUCCAUAGCAACGUAAAAGAAGCUCCGGUACGUGUGGCGGAGAUCAGUGUGUACUCGCUUUCUAGCCAGCCCAUUGACCACGAGGACGGCAGUGGACAGACUGGCAGAAAGACUAAAACCUCAGAUCGCUCUCCAGACAUGGACAAUUAUUCUGAGGAGGAUGAUGACAGUUAUUCGUCGGAGCAAGAAGCUAGUGAUGAUGCAGCUCAUGGCCAGGAUAUUUAUGAUGAAGAUGAUGAGCUUCGCAAGCCCAAAAAAGCCCGGAGGAAAAUGAUUCGGACCACCUCCAUGACGAGGCAACCGAACUUCAAGCAGAAAUUUGUGGCCUUGUUGAAGAGGUUCAAGGUAACCGAUGAGGUCCUAGACUCUGACCCAGUAGACCAGACUCAGGAAGUAGAGGAGGAUCUGGACUUACUCUACGACAGUCUAGAAGUGUACAACCAGAGUGACAGCGGGCCGGAGAUGGAGGACAAUGAAAGUGUCUUGAGCACACCUAAGCCUAAACUCAAGCCUUUUUUCGAGGGGAUGUCUCAUUCCAGCUCUCAGACAGAGAUCGGAAGCAUACACAGCCAAAAAAGUCAACAGAGGGAGUUGAUAUACGCGAGUGGAGACUUUCUUACAGUGGACAGAUGUAAAGUUCAAGGCGCCCGCUAUCAAGAGGAAAGCGCCGCAGACAUAACCAUAGGGGAGCCAGAAAACGAUGACAGUGGGCCAGGGCCAGUGGAGGUGAGCAGCUGGGACGUCAACACUGAACGGAUGGCGAGCACUGUUGGCAAGCUUAGCAAGACGGAGUCCCAAAACCACAUGUCUCCAAGUAAAAUGGAGAACAAGCUGCAAAGGCGUCCACGCAGCACCUCCAUGAAAGAUAGACAGAAUUCCAAGGCUCAAAGUGAUCGAACCAGCAGUAUAGACAGCGAGUGCUCCCCAGAGUCGAGACUCAUAGCACAGGUUCCCAGGAAGUCGGUGUAUGACCAGUUGAACCAGAUCCUUAUCUCUGACGAACGCUUGCCAGAGAGCAUCAUUCUCAUUAACACCAUGGAGUGGCAAGGACAGUAUGUUGCAGAGUUGCUCCACGAACAGGCCCAGCCCAUUGUGUCCACCUGCUCAGCCGCAGAUGUCCAGGCUGCCUUCAACACAAUCGUUACUCGAAUCCAGAGAUUUUGUAACUGCAAUGCACAAACUCCGCCCACAAUGAAAGUGGCAGUCACAGGUGACCAGAGUUACCUGAGCACCAUCCUGCGCUUCUUUGUGGAGCAGCUCGCUAACAAGACCCCAGACUGGCUCAGUUACAUACGCUUCCUGGUCAUCCCCAUUGGUUCUCAUCCCCUGGCCAAAUACGUGGCCUCUUUCGACAGCAAGUUCAACAGCAUCUUUAUGGACACGGCAUGGAGGGAGCUGUUCUGCAGGACGGAACGGCCCGCCUCAGAUAACAUUGAUGUAGCAGGGCGGGUGGUUCAGUACCUGGCCGGUGCCAAUGUUUCCCACCAGUUUCCCAUCUCUGAAGCAAUGCUCACCUACAAACAGAAAAGGAAAAGAAGUUUGUAUUUUGAUUUUUACAUCAGCCCGGAUGAGGACUCCUGUCAGAAAUUUGUGCCAUUUAUUGGGGUUGUCAAAGUUGGUAUUGUGGAGCAAAGCCUUUCAACAUCAGUGGAUUCUGAUGAUGCAAUGGGGGGCAACACAAGCAUUCUGGCGUCCCCCACACCCCCGUCGGCCGGUCCGUACGGGAAGGAGAUUGGGGGAACACCCCCACAGUCGCCCUCUGUGUCCACUGCCCUUUCCGGAGCUGGUUCUCCGUGUUCUGGCAGCGAAGUGAUGGGUUUGCAGGUGGACUAUUGGACGUGGCAAGGCCCUGAGAAGAAAAAAGAGGGCGAGAAACGAGACGUGGGCUUGAAGAACACGUUGAAGAGCAAUUUCCGAUCGCUCCAAGUCAGCCGGCUGCCCAGUGCUGGGGAUAUCAACCCUCCACCCAGUAUGGCCAUGACUGUUGUCACCAAGGAGAAGAACAAAAAAGUUAUUUUUCUCAGCAAGAAGCCGAAGGAGAAAGAGCUGGACUCAAAGAGCCAAGUGAUCGAUGGAAUUAGCAGGUUGAUCUGCACUGCCAAACACCAGCACACGAUGCUGAGAGUCACAAUUGAUGGAGUGGAAUGGAACGAUGUCAAGUUUUUCCAACUUGCUGCCCAGUGGCCAACUCAUGUCAAGCACUUCCCGGUGGGAAUUUUUGGUUACACCAAACCUGUGUGA
Messenger RNA from Nerophis lumbriciformis (worm pipefish), 2796 nucleotides. Lineage: Eukaryota; Metazoa; Chordata; Actinopteri; Syngnathiformes; Syngnathidae. The record is from RefSeq and is a predicted model, not a curated record.